AUGAAAAUCUAUAAAUUCGCAUACUUUUCGUUGUUUGUUUCAGCUACUUCUUUUCAGCCAUCGGCAUCUCGAAAGAAUGUCAGAGCGCUGACGUUGGCUAGAAACGACGAGGAUACUCGACAGUCUAGACGAGUGUUUUUGAAUGUCAACGCUGCCGUUCUGGCAGGAUUAGCAACACAAACCCUCUUUGUCGAGUCUUCCUCAGCUGGGCUUCUAGAUGAGUAUGGUGCCGAUCCGUCUAAGAUUGAAGAGGCAGCGAAGAAGGCUGCCGCGGCAUCCGGAAGCAAAGCCAAAGUUGAAUCGACACUGGAACCAAAUCUUAGGUCCAACUACUACUACCCAACCAACAAGAAGAGAUAUCUUCCAAGAAUAAAAAAAUGUAAUGAUGCGAUCCCAGAUGCAGCAACAAUGAUUGGCAAAGGCGACUGGGAGGGUGCAGAGGUGUUCGCAACGAAAAUUGCGGAUGAUACCAUUCUUCCAAUGAAACUGUACACGUCUAGCCUUCUUGGAGGUGGUACCAAUGUGAAAGUUUCAUUUGCAAAGGAAAUGACCAAAGCAGCUGCAGAUUUUGAGAAGGCUCAAAAAGCUCUUGUUAAGGCUAUUGCGAAGAAAGAUCAGGAGAAGAGCUCCAGGGCGCUAGAAGAUCUCUCUACUGCUCUUCUUUCUUAUCGAACUGCUGGAAGGCUCCUUGGACCCGACGGGGGAGGUGACAUUCCUAGUGUUGACGAAAUUCGUCGAAGUGCAUGCCGGGUCCAGGGGCGCUCUUUUGAACAAAAGAUCAAAGCCCGCGACGCUCGGUUGGCUGAAGCUGUUACGAAACCGCAAUGA
Messenger RNA from Cylindrotheca closterium, 828 nucleotides. The record is from the annotation of a GenBank genome assembly. NCBI's taxonomy places the organism in Eukaryota, Bacillariophyta, Bacillariophyceae, Bacillariales, Bacillariaceae.